Molecule: messenger RNA, 2260 nt
Organism: Podospora bellae-mahoneyi
Lineage: Eukaryota; Fungi; Ascomycota; Sordariomycetes; Sordariales; Podosporaceae
Gene: MNN9
Product: Golgi mannosyltransferase complex subunit
Exons: 2
Coding region: 575-1693 (372 amino acids)
Biological process (GO): cell wall mannoprotein biosynthetic process; protein N-linked glycosylation
Cellular component (GO): mannan polymerase complex
Molecular function (GO): alpha-1,6-mannosyltransferase activity
Source: RefSeq, a predicted model, not a curated record
GGUUUUUAUGUUUUUUAUAACGGCCAGACCCUGAGAUGGAGGCUGACCUUCGGGGCUGAAGCAUGGCCACGCUUUGUCUGACUCGCUAUUAUAAGACACUUGGUUUUAUCUUCACUGAAUAUCCAUACCGCACAGUUCACUGAUCGAUCAAGGGCCCCUCUUCUAAGCACUGGUGGUCAUACACGUACCUACCUGGCAGUAGUGCCAAGUCCGCCCCUUGCCAUUAAUUAAGAGAAACCCAGGCACUUGUCCUUCUCGAAGUUGGCCUUUGCCAGAUCCCCAUCCGUCCACCUCCCGUCGGCUUGGAUUAUUUUUUUCCAAUUGACGAGGAAUCGCCAGUUCUUUGGCGAACAAGCGAACAAGCUAACAAGUGGCCACCACCAAGACACGACCUGGAAUUCCGAUCCUGCGGCUGUGGUUUCAACAUCGUCCAUCGAGAUUCAUUUCGCCAAGCCAACACCUUUGGGUGCGCGCCGCCCGUUGGGAAUUUCUUCGAUGCAAGUUCGAGUCGACAGACGGUGACGAACAACGACCAACUCUAUGCGCCGAGUUUCCCCAUAUCACAUCUAAGCCCAUGGCGCGUCCACUGGGGCCGGUUCGCCUCAAGAAGGCGAGCCCAGUCACUCUCGCUAUCGGCGCCGUUUUCACCAUUCUUGUCUUAUACUUUUUAAUAGGCUCCUCGGCCCCUGAUUUCUCUGCUUCCAGAAAAGCCAGCGCAGCAUCUCACCCGCUAUCACCACCCACCUCUCCAUUCCGCAAGUCGACCGGAGGAGGGAAACCAAAGGCGCCGCCCGUCGCCCACUACAACCUCAACAAUGUCACCAUCACCAGCGACCCUCUGGGCAACCGGGAGAACAUCCUCCUCCUCACCCCCAUGGCCCGCUUCUACCAGCAGUACUGGGACAACCUCUUGAAGCUGUCCUACCCCCACGAGCUAAUCACCCUGGGCUUCAUCCUCCCCAAGACAAAGGAGGGCAACGCCGCCACAACCGAACUCCAGAAGCAAAUCGCCAAAACACAAAAGUCGGGCCCGGAAAAAGACCGGUUCAAAAGCAUCAUCAUCCUCCGACAAGACUUUGACCCCCCUCUCCAAUCCCAAGACGAAGCCGAACGGCACAAGAUCCAAAACCAAAAGAUCCGCCGCGCCGCCAUGGCCAAAGCCCGCAACUCGCUGCUUUUCACCACCCUCGGCCCGGCCACCUCGUGGGUCCUCUGGCUCGACGCCGACGUCAUCGAGACGCCCUCCGAUCUGAUCCAGGACCUCGCCGCCCACAACAAGCCCGUCAUCGCGCCCAACUGCUUCCAGCGGUUCUACAACACGGAGAAGAAGGCGAUGGACGAGAGGCCGUACGACUUCAACAACUGGCAGGACAGCCCGACGGCGGUGGAGCUGGCCAAGAAGAUGGGGCCGGACGACAUUUUGCUGGAGGGUUACGCCGACAUGGCCACGUACCGGGCGCUGAUGGCGUACAUGCACAAGACAGACGGGCUGAGGCAGGAGACGGUGCCGCUGGACGGGGUGGGGGGCGCGGCGUUAUUGGUCAAGGCGGACGUGCACCGGGACGGGGCCAUGUUUCCGCCCUUUUCGUUUUACCACCUGAUCGAGACGGAGGGGUUUGCGAAGAUGGCGAAGAGGUUGGGGUGGCAGCCUUUUGGGUUGCCUAAUUAUAAGGUCUACCAUUACAAUGAGUGAAACGUUGCAAGAUACAGCAAACAAGAAAGGUAGUAGCACUGCAGCUGCGGAUGGGACUGGGUUUAAAAGUCCCGAGAAAAGUACUUUGGGGAAAGGGGGAUGAGGUGUGUAGCUGUGAGGGGCUAUAAUGGGUAGUUGUGCAUGUGUGUGUGUGUGUGUGUGUGUGUGUGUGUGUGUAUAGAGGAAGAGAGAGACGAGAUAUUUGAAGCAGAAACCAUUCAUACGAUUUUUUUUCUUUUUUUGGUUUAGUCAUUUAUCAAAUGUAAAUGCGGGAGGUUAGGGAUGGGGGAGGGGGAGGCCGGUCUACAAAAACAUAGAGAGGACAUUGAAGCCGGGACGGGAACCUGGGUUUGGUGUUCAAGCUUUCAAUUGCGAAACGAAUACAUGGAGACUUGGGGCGAGCAAGGGGGGACGGGUUGUCUUUUUUGAGUCGUUAGAAAGUUGUACAGAUACCACAUGAUAUGAUUCAAGUUUAUGAUUGGGGUAUUAUGGGGCUACGAGAGAAAACGGGAUGAGAGAUGAUGUGAAGGCCCCCCUUGUAUUAUUUUCCAGAGUUUGAGAGUUCCA